ACCCGAGAGGCAGUACCUGAAAACGGCUGCAGACGUCAAUGUCAGCGAAGUCAAAACUCCAAGAGCCAAAGGGGAAUGGUCGCGAUGUCGCAGGGAGGAUCUGCGCCUCGCCCUGUCUCUCACUCCUCACGGUCCCCGGUGAGAGCGACAGAUACCACAGCCUCCCCUUUGCUUCAGCGGAGUCGCACCCAACAAGGUGACCAGAGAUCACAGCCACUUCGCGGUUCUGCUAGCGUUGCGCAGGUUCAGGACGAUGCAACGAGCCAAGAGGCUGUCAAUCAGGCGUUGGACACUCGCAGUAUACUGAAUCCAGUUGGGACGCAUGGGGAAGUGACGGAACAGUUUCGGUCUUUCGCCCAGUCUUCCGUCACGGGAGGACGCCAGCAGCCGCCUAUGGGGCCUGAUCAGUACGAAAGGGAAGCAUCGCCGCCGCGUCCUGUUAGCUACCAGAACCCAGACGCAACCACACCACAAUCAACAAAUCCACCAACGACAUCUCCCGCAGCCCAGCCUAAAUCAGGGGAUUGGGGAUCCCCCAACACUGUCCAUCCAUACCCCAUAGCGGCAAGGCGGAUUUUGACGCCCAAGUCACCAAGAGCCGUAAGCUUGAGUCGAGCAGCGAUGAGGACAGUGGAGGCGCAACAUGCCACCCCAAGCCUAGCGACUCCGACACCGAGAGGCGCUAUUUCGGCCCACGACGCCCAAAUACACGGGAGCGGGCUCUCCAGACUCGGAACACCACCACAGUUUUACAGCUCUUGCUCGGCACAAGGACCAGCGGAACCCUCUCCACCGAGACCGACAUCCGGGCUUGUCCGAUCGCUUUCGCACCCCAGCUUGAGCCAUGGUCUUCCAUCGGCGCCCCGUCCCAAACCAUCGCAGCAGCCGGGAAGCUUGAAGCGCGAGCGGAGCGGGAGACCUGUCCUAUCAGGACCUCCAUUUGCGGCUCCCCCCGCGGUCAGUCAACAACCGUUAGGAACAUCUGGGGUCCUAGCGGACACGAGGUGGGGACCUGGCCUUUUGGGAUCGAUGUCCAUCGGAGGGGCAAGGAAUCUGUCCAUCACAGAAGGCCAGCCAGUCCUGACCAUUACACCUAGUCAUGGGGAGGAGAUUGUUGUCCCGGUUGAUGUCCACCAGGGGUCGAAAGUAGCGGACCAGAAGAGGCAGCGCAACGCGGGGGCCUCGGCAAGAUUUCGACAGCGGAAGAAGGAACGGGAGAGGUCACAACAGGAGGAACUACAAAAGCUGGAGAACGUAAACCGGGAGCUUGAGCACAGGGCCGAGGAGCUUACUAGACGAUGCGAGGAACUCGAGGCUCAACGGGAUUUCUAUCGAAACGAACGGAACCGCCUGCGAGAUAUCGUAUCCCAACUGCCAGGUGGCAAAGAAUGGGCCGGCAGAGGGCCUCCGAGCCCCAUCUCGAGGACCCCGGGAGCGCCUUUUGCCUCGGGCAGCGGUGGCCUGCUCGUCCAGCCCCCGCCGCCGCCGCCCCCCCAUGGCCAUCCGCAACCACUCCAGCACCACCCAACCCCGUUCCCGCAAGUGCCCGCCAACCCGCUAUCCUACCCGCACCCGCGCUCGAGCUCCUACGGUGACGCCUCCGCGCUUGAGCCCCCGGCGAGGCGGAGGAGAACGGAUUCGGAGCCACAGCUGUCAACCAGCUCUUACACCCUGAUGACGCCUGCACCAUUGCCGCCGAUCAGCAGUGCCGUUCCGGCGCCGCCGCCUCCACCACCACUACCAGCUUCUUUUGGUGGUGUUCCGCACUCACCCCAUCUCACGCCGCCCCCGAUGAACGCGCGAUUGCCGCCAUUGCGAUUUGACCAGGCCCGGACCCCAUCAACCACACCCCCGCCGGUUCCGACCGUCCCUCCUCCGCCGACGACGAUGCCACCACCACCGCAAUCAGGAAGCCCGUACGUCACAACUAGAAGAUUGCCCUACGAGACGGGGUGGGCUACAGAACCGCGCCAAGCAGCGGAGGGCGGCCCCAGGUAG
Messenger RNA from Parathielavia appendiculata, 1998 nucleotides. RefSeq lists its product as uncharacterized. The record is from RefSeq and is a predicted model, not a curated record. Gene Ontology annotation, biological process: regulation of DNA-templated transcription. The transcript has a single exon. Gene Ontology annotation, molecular function: DNA-binding transcription factor activity. The annotation marks the transcript as partial. Lineage: Eukaryota; Fungi; Ascomycota; Sordariomycetes; Sordariales; Chaetomiaceae.